Messenger RNA from Folsomia candida, 1994 nucleotides. RefSeq names its product chitin deacetylase 1 (gene serp). The record is from RefSeq and is a predicted model, not a curated record. NCBI's taxonomy places the organism in Eukaryota, Metazoa, Arthropoda, Collembola, Entomobryomorpha, Isotomidae. Gene Ontology annotation, molecular function: protein binding; chitin binding; hydrolase activity, acting on carbon-nitrogen (but not peptide) bonds. Gene Ontology annotation, biological process: carbohydrate metabolic process. The transcript is spliced from 10 exons. Bases 193 to 1782 code for a protein of 529 amino acids. Gene Ontology annotation, cellular component: extracellular region.
CGCACCUUGAGAUAUUAUUCCUCGUCGUCGUGGUUACAAAACUGCACCACCAACUUCUCUAUCUCCUUCUUCUUCUUCAUCGUCAGUCUCAUUUCAGUCCUGCUUCCUCUUGGACGUUGGACUACUUUACUUCUCGUCACAGUCGCCAUAGCAACGCUAAUUUAAUCCACAAAUUUUACUACCAUAAAAAAAAUGAAGUUCCGCAUCUUGCUCGUAACUACGCUGAUUUUGCACCUCUGCGCCGGCGCAGAGGUUACAAAAGAGAGUGAAGAGUUUGAAAAGGAACUUUGCAAGGAAAAGGAGGCGGGGGAGUGGUUCAGGUUGGUCGCGGGGGAGGGGGACUCGUGCAGGGAUGUGAUUCAAUGUACGACGAGUGGGUUGCAGGCCAUUCGCUGCCCCGCCGGGCUGGCCUUCGACAUCGAGAAGCAGACCUGCGAUUGGAAGGACCAGGUGAAAAACUGUGCCAAAAAGUCCAAGGAGAAAAAGGUGAAGCCGCUGCUGUACACGGACGAACCCUUGUGCGCCGAUGGGAGCCUGGCCUGCGGGGAUGGGACGUGUAUCGAGAGGACACUGUUCUGUAAUGGGGAGAAGGAUUGUGCGGACGGCUCGGACGAGACCUACUGCGACAUAAACCACGACCCUAACCGGGCCCCACCCUGCGACAAAAGCGUCUGCGUCCUCCCCGACUGCUUCUGCUCCGAGGACGGAACGGCCAUCCCUGGCGACCUCCCCCCCACCUCCGUCCCCCAGAUGAUCACCAUCACCUUUGACGACGCCGUGAACAACAACAACAUCGAAUUAUACAAAGAAAUCUUUACCCAAAAACGGAAAAACCCGAACGGCUGCCAAAUAAAAGCCACCUUUUUCCUCUCGCAUAAAUACGCGAAUUACUCGGCUGUCCAAGAACUCCACCGAAGGGGCCACGAAAUCGCCUCCCACUCCAUCACGCACAAUGGGGAUGAAAAUUUCUGGUCCAACGCCACCGUGGAUGAUUGGGCCAAGGAGAUGGCCGGCAUGAGAAUAAUAGUGGAGAAAUUCGCCAACAUCUCGGACAACUCGGUCGUCGGCAUCCGCGCGCCGUACCUCCGCGUGGGAGGCAACAACCAAUUCGUGAUGAUGGAGGAGCAGGCAUUUCUCUACGAUUCCACGGUAACGGCGAGUCUCACGAAUCCACCCCUCUGGCCGUACACGAUGUACUUUAGGAUGCCACAUAAAUGUCAUGGCAACCUGCAAAAUUGUCCCACGAGGAGCCACGCUGUUUGGGAAAUGGUCAUGAACGAGCUGGAUCGGAGGGAGGACCCCACGAUCGAUGAGGAUUUGCCCGGGUGCGCCAUGGUGGAUUCCUGUAACAACAUCCUCACGGGGGAUCAGUUUUAUAACUUUUUGAAUUAUAACUUUGACAGACACUACCAACAAAACCGCGCCCCCAUGGGCCUCUAUUUCCACGCCGCCUGGCUCAAGAACAACCCCGAGUUCCUGGAGGCCUUCACUUUUUGGAUUGACGAAGUAUUGGAAAAACACGAGGACGUUUAUUUCGUAACAAACACCCAAGUGAUCCAAUGGAUGCAGAACCCACGGACCAAAACGGAAGUGAAAUCCUUCGACCCGUGGAAGGACAAGUGCGACGUCCCAGAAGGACGCUCUUGUUUGGUAAAUAACCCGAACAGCUGCAGCCUGACGUCGAAAGAGCUUCCGGGGGAGACCAUCAGACUCCACACGUGCAUGCGGUGUCCAAAUAACUAUCCGUGGCUCAAUGAUCCCACUGGCGACGGCUUCUUCUAAAUAAAAGAAAUUACACGGAUCUUAUGCAAUUUUCCUAUAUUAAAGCCAUUGGUUUUUUAUUUUUUCUACUUUUCUACACACUUUUUAACUAAAAGAAGGCUGAUAAAAAAAUUUUUGUGUGCGCGUGCGUGUGAGGAAUUUGGUGUGGAGAAUGAUGAAUAAAUUAUAUAUUUUUUUGUGGAAACAAUAAAUAUAUUUUUGUGGAAUUUAUA